AUGCACUUCGCCUUUCUCUCGCUCGCUCUCGCGCCGCCCACCGCUCCGGCCAUGUACCGCAAGGGCCUUCGCUUUGGCAGCCGGCCUGUCUUUCGCGAGCUCAUAUGCGGACAAGGGCUUGUCGAGUCGUCCGGCUCGUCGGUAAUGUGUCAGUACGCUCAAGGAGAGCACGUACACUUCUCGGGGAGGCUAGUUUCAGCGCAGCCCGCGGAGGCCAACGGGCCGCUCAGCCCUAUGCACGGCGGCAUCGCCAUCGUCCGGCGUGGAAGUUGCUCGCUCGAGGAGAAGAUGCGCAACUGCGUCGCCGCGGGGGCGUCUGGUGUCGUGCUCGUCAACACCGAGGACUCGCGCUUCCUUGCGGCGCCGGGAGAAGGCGUCCCGUUUGUGUGCGUCUCCUCCAGCGAUGGCGCGAGCCUCAGGCCGGGAGCCAGCGCGUCCAUUUCGCCGCUGCCUCUCGCACACGGCACGCCUCUCUUCCCGCUCACGCAGCCCCUGCUGCCGGGAGCCAGCAGUCCGCUGCAGAUCAGCCAAGCGGAGCAGGAAUCGCUGCUGGCGCACACCGGCCAGCCCGGCCCAUCUGUCGAAGUCGCCACGGUCCUGUGCGAUGAGGGCUGCAGGCUGGCCGAGGUGGGCACGGCUGCAACGCUCGACCUGUCAGGCCUCACCGGCGGCGGCGUCGCAACCCUGCGCGGGGUGCGGCCGUGCUACGUACGCAGCUUGCUCAGGGAGGGCACACCCGACGAGGUCGCAAUCGCCCUAACGGCGGAGGUCGACCCCGCCGGCGCCGACGAUCUCGGCGCCUCGCUCGACGCGCUCUGCGACGCGCUCGAGGUUGGUCGCGAGGAGGACGCGCCGCUCCUUCGGCGGCGAGCCGAGGACGGCGUGCCACUGAGCGUGGCUCGCGACCCGGAGGGGCUAUCCUUCGCACUCUGCGACCUCAUCGCCCUGUCGGCGCUGCAGGCGCAGGCCGCCCUCGAGCUCUCAUCGCCGGAGCGGCUCGCUGCGCUCUCCGCCCAGCUCGCGCGCAACCCGACGCGCGGGCGCGAGCUGCUGCAGCAGGCGGCCAAGGCGGGGAAUGCGGCCCUCUUCUGCGUCGGCAGCCCGUUGCCGGCAGUCGACGAGGCCACUUUGGCGGGUUUCGACGCGUUGGACGUCGAUCUGGUCGCCGUGUGCCCUUCCCGACAGGCCGAGGGCGGGAGCGUCCGAGUGGUCAAAGCACCGCCCUCGUCUGCGGUCGGUGUGCGUGUCGCGGCGGCACUCGGUGUCGACUUGUACGCCGCGGCGGUGCUGACUUCCCUGCUUGUCGACGAGUCGGGCUUGGUGCGCGCUCGGUGCAGCCUCGGGGACCGAUCGCAGCACCCUCGCGCGCUGCUGGCCGAGUGCGAGAGGCUGUCCGAGGACCCGACAUACGUGCAGCAGGAGACGCUGCAGGAGGCGCCCGAGCCGCCACCAGCGCCCACUGGUUUGGCCAGUGCGCAGCUUGCGACGCCGAUCAGCGGACUGAAGUGGAACUCAGCGGAAAAGAUGUUCCCGGGCCCUCAGCGGAGCUGGGAAUAG
Messenger RNA from Emiliania huxleyi CCMP1516, 1557 nucleotides. RefSeq lists its product as hypothetical. Bases 1 to 1557 code for a protein of 518 amino acids. The transcript has 3 exons. The record is from RefSeq and is a predicted model, not a curated record. Lineage: Eukaryota; Haptophyta; Isochrysidales; Noelaerhabdaceae.